Sphenostylis stenocarpa is the source of this 1674-nucleotide messenger RNA. The record is from the annotation of a GenBank genome assembly. Lineage: Eukaryota; Viridiplantae; Streptophyta; Magnoliopsida; Fabales; Fabaceae.
AUGUUCCUCCAUUCUCUGAUACUGAAAACAAAUUCUCUCAGGGGUAAAGUAGUAUCCUCUUCUUCCUUCGCUCGUUUAACCCUCAAAAAAAAACAAAAGUUUGCGUCUUUAGGACUUCUCAUGGCCUUUCAACCCAAAACCGAACCUGGGUCCCCGCUUAGGUCCUUUUCUACCACCCAUAAAAAAAACUACAGUGAGAUGAGCAUUUCUGAGCUUGUUUCAGUUCUACGUGUUGCGUAUCAAAUGAAGGAUUUUGAUAAAGUUGAAGAAGAGUUGGUGAACAGGGAAGUCAAGUUUAGGGCAGAGAUUGGGUCACUCCGGGAGAAGAUUGAGGUGGAGAGGCUCAAGGGUAUUGAAACCGAAGAAAGACUGAAAAUCAGAGAGGAACAAUAUGAAAAGGGGAAGAGAGCCCAGGAGAAUUAUGAGCAGUUGUUGAAGGAUGUGAAAAAAAAUGGCUUGGUUGAAAAAAAUACUAUUGGGGAGUUAAGGAAAAAAACGAUCCGUGCAUUGGAGGAGCAGAAGGUUGGGGACAAGAGUGGUCUUGAUGUCCUUAACAUGAAGAACAUUGGACUGGAGGAAACAGUUAAGAAGAAUUUGAAUGUCAUAGAAGCGUUGAGGACUGAAAAUGAUAAAUUGAAGGACGAGAUGCACGAACGUAAGACAUUAUUUGAGUCUUUGGAGAGGAAAUAUAGUGAACUAAGUGUCAGUGUUGCGAAGUUGGAAGAUGAUAUAAAACUUUUGAUGAGUGAAGGAGCCUCUAAUUGUGGGAACACUGAAGUGGAGCCUAAUCCUGGAGUUUCUUAUGUUGUCAAAGAUGAAGAGGAUGUUGGUGACUACGAGCUUGAAAAUGACACUGGGGAACCUGUUCCUUUCCAAAGGAAUGAAGAUACUCGCCACUCUCCUGAUACCGGCAUUGCUCAGGCUCCCCCCUACAAAAGGAACAAGGAUGAUGCUCUACGUGCAUCAGAUUAUUGCGGUUUGGUCAUAUAUCUUGGUAGCUUGAACCAUAAUGAUCUUAUGAGAGAAGGUAAUGGCUAUUGGCGAGAGACAUGUUUUAGUAGAUUAAUUGAAAUGGUGUGGUGUCUGCAUGCAAGGAAGCCUAAGGUCGAUUUUCCAUUCUUAUCUCAAGCCAAACACAACAUUGUUCCUGUUGUCUUCCUUAGAUCUUCAACUCAUGGAGUAAAAUUCAAAUUGGAAAAGGAGGUCAUAGACCUAGUUGAUGAUGAUGAUGAUGAUGUUGUGUGUACAUCACAAGGAUUGCAUAGUGAGAAAGCUAUUUCUCAAAUUAUUGCAGAAAAUGAACGUUCACAAAGGGUUGAAACUAUCAAAAGAAAACGGGCUUUUGAUACUCAGACAUGUACUUCCACAUCUGCAUCCUCUGCUGAUUUAUUUGAAAUAGAUAGACUCCCUAUAAAGAGAAGUAAAACUUCCAUCGCCAGUUCUGAUGUAUACUCUUUGCCAGGUCAGAGGGAGAUUCAUACCAACAUAUCAGAGAUUGAGGAACAAUUGAAGCUGAUAGAAGCUUUUUCUCUUGCUGAUCUUCUUCUCAAGUUUCAACCUGCAAACGAAAUGGAAUGCCCAUUGACUGAUUUCGGAGACAUGUUCGUCGGCGGUGGUGAAACAUCAUCUGCUGUUAGAGAGAUGUGCCAAAUCAAUGGAUAUGAUACCAUCUAA